Messenger RNA from Vitrella brassicaformis, 1559 nucleotides. NCBI's taxonomy places the organism in Eukaryota, Vitrellaceae. The record is from the annotation of a GenBank genome assembly.
CGAAGCUGAAAAAGGGAAAGAAAGACGAAAAGGCGACGCGUGGGCCAGUUGGAAAGAUCCGAGGAAGAAAGAGCAAAAGACCCCGCUGCGCCACUUCGUCACCAGCAGUGUGUAGUUGGCCUGGGAUCCCUUGCAUUUCAUUAUCCAUCAACUCGCCGAGAUCAUGUCCAAGCCUUCUCCCCGUGUGGUGCUGGUGAGAUCUCUCACACACGGCAAAUGAAUACAGGCGAGCACGUGAGCGCUGCAUCUCAGCGCAAUUGGAUGUAUGUGUGUGUUGCAAGGUGACUGGAGCCAGUGGCGGUAUUGGCAACGCGGCGGCCAUCGCAUUCGCGGAGAAGGGCGACACUGUGGCCGUCCAUUACUCGGGCAAGCGUAUAGCAAACUAUCUUCUCGCGUCAUGCAGCAUCCAUGCACGUGUGUGUCUUUCGCUGAUUUCCAGCUAGCGAGGCCAAGGCCAAGGCGACGCUCGAGGCCGUCGAGAAGGCGGGCGGCAGCGGGGCCCUCUUCCAAGCCGACCUCUCACGCGUCAGUGAGAUACGACGGCUCUACGAUGAGGUGGGGUGUGUUGGGACGGGAUCUGAGGCCGUCCUUUCAUUCUUGGUUGUGUUGUGUUGUGCAGGUGUAUGCUCGGUUCGGCCGUGUGGACGUAGUGUUCAACAACAGUGGCGCGGGAGCGGAGGCACUUAUACAGGACACAUCAGAGGAGCAAUAUGACAGGUAGUUGUGCAUGGUGAAUGCAAGCCGCUGUCCUAAUGAAUGAAUGAAUGAAUCGAUGGCUUCUUCUCUCCCUCUCCCUCUUCCUGCAUUCUCUUAGAAUGUUUGAUCUUAACGUCAAGGGCACGUUCUUCUCGCUGCAGGAGGCCAUCAAGCGCAUGGGCCAGGGGGGCGUCAUCAUCAACAACAGCAGCGUCCUCGGCAGCCACCCCAUGGCCACCACUGGGUGCUACUGCGGCAGCAAGGCGGCGGUCUCCAUGCUCACCAAGUGUGCCGCCAAGGAAGCCGGUGAGAAGGGCAUCCGAGUCAACGCUGUCGCCCCUGGGCCAGUGCUGCCUGGUGAGUCAGUCUGGAUCCGCGUUCAAUCAUUGUCUGUCUGUGUGGAGCGUGUGUUUGUGUGAUGUGAUACAUGCAGGUAUGGUGGGAGAGGAUAUGGUGAAUCGGAUGGUGAAUCUGUCUCCCUUCAAGAGGAUCGGCGAGGCGAUGGAGGUGGGCCGGCUGUGUGUGGCCAUCGCCAGCGACGACAUGAGCUGGGUGUCGGGUCAGAUUAUCGGCGUCGACGGGGCGGCAUUCUGCUGAGCAGAGAUAGACUGAUGGCGCUGAUAGCAUUGUGCAGUGUGGCUUUUAUCCCCUGGCUAGCUAGCUGCGUGUGACGACGGGUAUUUUCUGAAGGCUGUGUGUGUAGCUAAGAUCACUGUGUGCAGAGGGAGGGGUGUGUGCAGUGCUCAUGUGGGUGGGUGGGUGGUUGGGGGGCUGUGUUGUCGAUAGAUGACCAUUGCUGCUGAUGGGCGACAUUCGUUAGCAACGUUGCGGACGAUCCUUUGCUCAAAGAGCUACCUGAGUCA